GUCCCACCUAAAACGGACAGAGCAGCUUCACUUUGGGCCGCCGGAGAUGGAAGAAACCCGAGUCGACGGCGAUUAUUUCAGCCUCCAAAACCUUCUAAAUCCCUCCGAGAAACAUCGACUGGCGACACUCGACGCCAUGUCUUCUUUUUAAGACAGUUUCGAUAAAAAAAGGGGGAAAAGCCUGGGGUGUAUUUUUUUUUUUUUUGAAGUGGCGACCGACAGUUUAGUUAGCUUCACUGACUCAAACACGCAAACGGACAGACGGACACUGAUUUGAGUUUGUACGCGCCAUGUAAAUAAGAUUAUUAUAGUGAGGGUUUAUUUUUAUUUUGUAUUUGCAGUCCUAUACAGUUUUAGGUGCUCGGCUCUACUAACACGUCCGGUUUGAAAAAUUGUCACGAUCCAUGCUGAGACUGUUUCCCCCCGGAGAGAAGAGCUCAGCUGCAAAGCAAAGCAAUAAUCUUUCAGUUAGUUUUUUUGAUUGGAUUUUGUUUUUGGGACAUUAAACGUUGCCUGUUGGAAUAUAAAGAUGUCAACAAAAACUCCUCUGCCUACAGUCAACGAGAAGGUGACGGAAAGUCACACGUCUCACAGUAAUGGCCGCCAGGAGAACAGCACUCGCUCGGCCCGGAGCGGUGUUCGAACCCGCAGCUCCGAGGAGCCGCAGCAGCCGCACGUCGGCAACUACCGGCUGCUCAAAACCAUCGGCAAGGGCAACUUCGCCAAGGUCAAACUGGCCCGACACAUCCUCACCGGCAGAGAGGUGGCAAUUAAGAUUAUAGACAAGACGCAGCUGAACCCGAACAGCCUUCAGAAGCUCUUCAGAGAAGUUAGAAUAAUGAAGAUUUUGAAUCAUCCCAAUAUAGUCAAGCUGUUUGAAGUGAUCGAGACGGAGAGGACGCUGUACCUGGUGAUGGAGUACGCCAGUGGAGGAGAGGUGUUCGACUACCUGGUUGCACAUGGACGAAUGAAGGAAAAGGAGGCCAGGGCUAAAUUUAGACAGAUUGUGUCGGCGGUGCAGUACUGCCACCAGAAGCACAUCGUUCACAGAGACCUCAAGGCGGAGAACCUGCUCCUCGACGCAGACAUGAACAUCAAGAUCGCAGAUUUUGGUUUCAGCAACGAGUUCACGAUGGGCAACAAGCUGGACACGUUCUGCGGUUCUCCGCCGUACGCAGCGCCGGAGCUGUUCCAGGGGAAGAAGUACGACGGGCCGGAGGUGGACGUGUGGAGUCUGGGGGUCAUCCUGUACACGCUGGUCAGCGGGUCGCUGCCCUUCGACGGACAGAACCUCAAGGAGCUGCGUGAGCGAGUGCUGAGAGGGAAGUACCGCAUCCCGUUCUACAUGUCCACGGACUGCGAGAACCUCCUCAAACGCUUCCUGGUUCUCAACCCGACCAAGCGGGGGACUCUCGAGGUGAGGGAGGACACAGACAAUCAAAUCAUGAAGGAUCGAUGGAUCAAUGCUGGAUUUGAAGAGGACGAGCUCAAGCCUUACACUGAACCAGAGACGGACAUCACGGAUCAGAAGAGAAUAGAUGUGAUGGUGGGGAUGGGCUACAACCUGGAGGAGAUCCAGGAGUCUUUGGCUAAGAUGAAGUACGACGAGAUCACAGCCACCUACCUGCUGCUGGGCAGGAAGGCCUCCGAGAUGGAGCCCAGUGAGUCGGCCUCCAACAGUAACCUCUCUCUGGCCAAACCCAGGCCCAACAGCGAGGUCAACGGACAGUCGCCGUCACACCUCAAAAUCCAGAGGAGCGUCUCCUCCUCCAAUCACAAGCAGAGACGUUACAGCGAACAAGUCGGUCAGAACGUCACCCCGGGGACGUCUCACCCAAAGAGGAGUCAGACCACCACGGCGGAGAACAGCGCCAAGGAGGAAGGAGGCGUCCAGCUGCGUAAGCCCAGCACCCCGGGGGGCCGCCCGCCCGCCAGCCCCCUGCUGGGCAACGCCAACAACCCCAACAAGGCCGACAUCCCCGACCGCAGGAAAGGCGCCACAAUCACCCCCGCCAAUAACACCGCGUCGGCAGGAAUGACCCGGAGGAACACGUACGUCUGCAGCGACAGAAACAACACUGACCGCCUCUCAGUCAUCCCCAACGGGAAGGAGAACAGCAUGAGCGAGAUGGCUUGUGCCACUAGCCCCUCCUCCUCCUCUGGCUUUGCGGCCGCUGCGUUUGCGGCCUCGUCCAGCUCGGUGCGGCUGAGGUAUCAGAACGUGGGCCCGUUGUACAUGGGCCAGGCGGGCUGGGCCACGCUGCCCCACUCCUACUACGCUCUGGACUACUACUCGCCCAACAGUGUUGAAGCCUCCCCGGGCGACCAGAAGAACCCGGUGGCGUCGAUCAACAGCAUCGCCAACGCCUCCACCCCCGACCGCCUGCGCUUCCCUCGAGGGACGGCCAGCCGGAGCACCUUCCACGGCGGCCAGCUGAGAGACCGCCGCACGGCCACGUACAACGGCCCCCCCGCCUCGCCCACACUCUCCCACGACGCCACCCCACUCUCUCAGACCCGCAGCCGUGGAACCAGCAACCUGUUCUCCAAACUCACCUCCAAACUCACCCGCAGAAACAUGUCAUUCAGAUUUACCAAAAGAGUCUCAACCGAGUUUGAGAGAAACGGGAGACUUGAGGGCUCAAGUCGCCAUGUACCUGGGGAUCAAAAAGGGGAAAAUAAAGACAGUAAACCCCGCUCCCUCAGAUUCACUUGGAGUAUGAGGACCACCAGCUCCAUGGAGCCUUGUGAGAUCAUGCGGGAGAUUCGCAAGGUGCUCGACGCCAACAACUGCGACUUCGAACAGCAAGAGAAUUUCCUGCUUCUGUGCGUGCACGGGGACGGGCACGCAGAGAACCUGGUGCAGUGGGAGAUGGAGGUCUGCAAGCUGCCCAGACUCUCGCUCAACGGCGUGCGCUUCAAACGGAUAUCCGGAUCAUCCAUCGCUUUCAAAAACAUUGCAUCCAAAGUGUCCAACGAGUUAAAGCUAUGAACAAAAGGGUUUAAAAAAAGUAUACAUAUAUAUAUCUAGAAGUAUUUAAGCUGUACAAUCAUCCAAGUAGCAGUUUCCAAAUGUCUCCUUUUUUUAAAAACAAAAUACAGAGUAUGUAUUGAAUAUUAUAAUGUAUAGAUUAAGGCUUUUGGCAAUAAUCACUGAUACUAAUAUCUCAGUCUAUUCUGGCCACACCGGGUCAACAUUAACGAGUUGAAUAUGAUUUGUCAUGCUGUGAAUGUGGACAAAAAAAGAAAACAUUUCUAGUCUUUAUUUAUUUCAUCUUUUGGUUUUUUUCCUGGAUAAAAAUAAGAAAAAAAUUACGUAGCGUUGUUUUUUUGUUUGUUUUCAGUGUAAAUAAUGUAUCUUUUCUUUCAAGACGGCUUCACUGCAAUACUCAUUUUGUUUUUCUUUUGUAUUUCGUUCAAAAAGUAGAGAUGGGGUAAGUCCGUGUAAAUGCUCACAUGGUUUAGGGUCACUCAUGUCUCAAUUAAAAGUGUCUGUCGACUUGAACGUCUCACGCUGAUCAUUUGUAUCCUGACACCAUGAAAAUAUAAAAACGUGUUUCCUUCAA
Gymnodraco acuticeps is the source of this 3566-nucleotide messenger RNA. RefSeq names its product MAP/microtubule affinity-regulating kinase 3a (gene mark3a). Gene Ontology annotation, cellular component: cytoplasm; plasma membrane. The record is from RefSeq and is a predicted model, not a curated record. Gene Ontology annotation, molecular function: protein serine/threonine kinase activity; ATP binding. Bases 530 to 2992 code for a protein of 820 amino acids. The transcript has 19 exons. Gene Ontology annotation, biological process: intracellular signal transduction; protein phosphorylation. Lineage: Eukaryota; Metazoa; Chordata; Actinopteri; Perciformes; Bathydraconidae.